Molecule: messenger RNA, 5004 nt
Organism: Ornithorhynchus anatinus (platypus)
Lineage: Eukaryota; Metazoa; Chordata; Mammalia; Monotremata; Ornithorhynchidae
Gene: TSC22D1
Product: TSC22 domain family member 1
Exons: 3
Coding region: 205-3273 (1022 amino acids)
Biological process (GO): regulation of transcription by RNA polymerase II
Source: RefSeq, a predicted model, not a curated record
GCCGGUGCCGUCUCCGGAGCAGGAGGAGGAGCAGCAGGACCAGCAGCAGCGGGAGGAGGCGGGGAGGAGGUCGGUGCCCUCCCGGGCGGGGGGUCCCGCUUUCCCCGGGGGCUUUCCGGAGCCCGGGAUCGCGCGGGACGAGGACGACGACGACGAGGAGGAGGAGGAAGCGGCGGCAGCCUGCGGGGCCGGAGCCCGGACACAAUGCACCAGCCGCCCGAGGCCGCCGCUGCAGACAUGAGCGCUAGGAAGAUGGCGCACCCGGCACUGUUGCCUAGAAGGGGCAGCGCCGCCGCCUCCUCCUCCUCCUCCUCCUCCUCCUCCUCCUCCUCCUCUGCUCUCACUGCUGCUGCAACGGCUGCAGCGGCUGCAGCGGGGCCCGGCGGCUGCUGCAGCGGCCCUCCGCCCGAGGACCCCCCGGCCGCCCCGGGACCCCAGCCGCCCCCGCACACCCUCCAUCUGCUCCCCCAGGCGCAGCAGCUGCAGCAGCAGUUGCAGCAGCAGCUGCACCAACAGCAGUUGCAGCUGCAGCAGCAGCAGCAGCAGCCGCCGGUCCCGGCCGGGGCGCAGAUGAAGAAGAAGAGCGGCUUCCAGAUCACCAGCGUGACCCCGGCCCAGAUCUCGGCCAGCAUCAGCUCCAACAACAGCAUCGCCGAGGACACGGAGAGCUACGACGACCUGGACGAGUCCCACACGGAGGACCUCUCCUCCUCCGAGAUCCUGGACGUGUCGCUGUCCCGGGCCACGGACCUGGGGGAGCCGGAGCGGAGCUCCUCCGAGGAGACGCUGAAUAACUUCCAGGAGGCCGAGACGCCGGGGGCCGUGUCCCCCAACCAGCCGCCCCUGCCGGCCCACCACCUGCCGCCCCACCCGCAGCCCGCCGUGGUCAUCAACGGCGGCGUGCACCCUCACCACCUUCACCCUCUCCACCACGGCCACCCUCUCCACCACGGCCACCCCCUCCACCACGGCCACCACCACCACGCGGCCCACGCCGCACCGGGCCCGGCGGCCAGGAGGUCGUCCGCGGCCGGGAGCUCGGAGGCCGGGGCCCCCGCCGCCCCGUCCGCCGGCCCCCCGGCGUCGGCGACGGCCGGCGUCCGCCCCGCGGUCAAUCCCGGGGCCGGCGCGGCCAACGCCGUCAACGUGACCGCCCUGCCGGCCGGGAGCGUCCCCCCGGGCCCCGGAGCCCUUCCCGGGAAUUCGGGCGUCGUCCCCGGGGCCGUCGGCGCCGGGCCCGGAGCAGGCGGCGUAAACGCCGGCGUCUCGACCGGGGUGGGCAACGGCGUCAACCCGGCCAACGUCGUGAACAGCGUGACGACUAAUCCGGCUCCGGGCCCGGCUGCGGGAUCCGUUUCGACCCAGCAGCAGCAGCAGCAACCGGCCGCCGGCACGUCGAGGUUCCGAGUGGUGAAGCUGGAUUCCAGUUUCGAACCGUUCAAAAAGGGGCGGUGGACUUGCACCGAGUUCUACGAGAAAGAAACCCCUGCCGCGGCCCCCGAGGGAGGGGCCGUCAACAGAGCGGUGGAGACGCUGAGGCAGAACCCGCCGGAGGCCAGUCCGGAGAGGGAGAGCACCAGCGGGGGUUCGGUGAGCAGCAGCGUCAGCACGCUCAGCCACUACACCGAGAGCGUGGGGAGCGGCGAGAUGGGCGUCCCCGCCGGGCUCCCCGGGCCGGGGCUUCAGGGGGCUCCCCCGCAGCAGGCGGACUCGGGCGGCGGGCCGCAGGGCCUCCCGGCGGCCGGGAUACCUCAGAGCCUCUCGCAGGUGCCCGUCGCCUCGCUCCAAGAAGCCGGCGGCUACCCUCAGCCGAAGCCCGGGCUCCAGCCGCCGACCCAGGCCGGGGUCCCCCCGGCCGCCCAGCCGCCGGCCGUCGGUCUGGUGGGCGUGCCCCCGCCCCUGGGCCCCCUGCCCCCCGUUUCCGGCCUGGCCGGCCCGCAGCCGGCCUUCCCGCCCGCGGCCCCUCCCGGGCAGGCCCUGCCGGGGGCACCGCCGCAGCAGCAGUUGCCGUACGGACAGCAGCAGCAGCAACCGCAGCAGCAGGGCGUCCUUUCCCAAGUGGCGCUGGGCCACGUCCAGGCGGGCCCCCAGAACCCCCUCCCGGGGACCCUGCCGGAUUACGUGCUGCAGCAGCAGAUUCUGCAAGCGUCGGUGGCCCCCAUGCAGCCGACCCCCCCGGGGGCGGCCAUGCCCGUCGCUCCCGCCCAGGGCCUCCAGCCGCCCAUCCAGCCCCUGGGAGGGCCACCCCCGCCCGUCGGGCACCCUCAGCCGACGGUGCCCAUCGUAGCCGCCGCCGGUCAGGUGGCCAACGUUGGUGCGGCCGUGCCGCCCGGGGGGCCGCAGCCGCCGACCGGAACCCAGGGCCCGCCCCCGGGGAUGCAGCCGAGCGCGCCUCCUUCCGCGCAGAUCGUCCCGCCCUCUCAGACCGGCCUUCUCCAACAGGGGGUCCCGGCCGGCGCCUCCGGCCUCCCUCAGCACGUGGUCCUGGGCCCCCAGGGCGCCCUGUUGGCCGUCCAGCCCCAGGCGCAGGGUGUCGACUCGCUGGCCCAAGGAAUGACCGGUCAGCCGUUGGCCGCCGUCAGCCCCCUGCCCCCGGCCGGCGGGCUCCCUCCGGCCAACCAAGUCGGUCCGGGUUUGCCUCCCGCCGCCCUGGGCCCGGGUCCGCCUCCGAACGUGGCGCAGACCCUGGCCCUACCGAACGGGAGUUUGGUUCCGGGGGUCGGUCAACCUCCCUUGAUAGCAACGACUAUAAACGUGCCAGGGGCGCCACAGGCCCCGCUCGGUUCGACUCAGUUCUCGGCCCCAGCCUUAACUCAGCCCGUCGGAAGCCAACCGGAAGAGGCCAGGCGGCCGGCGGAGCCCGCGCCGGUCGGCCUGCCCCAGACCGCCGGCGGAGACGGCGGAGGACCGGCGGCCGUCCUGGACGGGAGCGGCAGCGGCCUGGCGGCCUCCGCGGCCCUCUUCCCGUUGAAGGUAUUGCCGUUGGCGACGCCCCUGGUCGACGGCGAGGACGAGAGUGCUUCUCUCCUACCAGAGGUGCAAGGAGUCAUCCUAGAACCACAGAUUCAGCCAAGACUUCGGAGAGCUUUUGACGUCAGGGCUUCACUUUCUCUACUGAACCAUUGGAGGCAGAAUAUCCAGCUUCUGGAGAGAGUGGGAAAGAAUAAUAAACAAACCAGACGUCUUUCAACCGGCAAACCUCGCCUCCCUUCAGCGAAAGGAAUAGAGCCUUCGUGGACGGUGCGCCUACCUCGUGCCAUCAUCUGCAGUUGAGGAACACACUAGUUGUGAAUGGACCAACUUUAAGGAUCUCUGGAAGACCUGAAAAUCUUGGCCCUGAAAACCUUGAGACUUGUUCUCUGGCUUUAGACAGUCAUCCGAUCAAUCGGCCAGUACGGUUGCGGGAAACAGAAGAGACCAGAGUGAAAAGACCAGGUUGGAAUAUUGCAUACCUGAGCAGGAGAAUAUUCCCCUGUCCAAUCAGAAGACUGAACUGAAAGAUCUCUCUGUACUAACCCACAAGGUGGAUUGUGGGGGAAAAGUGGAGUAGGUGGGCACAAACGGUUGGCUCUAGGGAUGACCGUAAACCAUACGGCCUGUGAAACAGCAUAGGAAAAGCAAUACCCAUAACUGGGAUGAUGCAUUCAUAGGGAAAGCUGCUGGGAGACUGAUAUUCUCACUCUGCCAUUAUAUGAAAGGAACUUGAAAGGUGAAGGGACAAAAAAAACCAACCCAAAAAACACCCAAAAAGCUACCUCCUUUAAUGCCCCAAUUGUACUACUUGAUAUGGAGAAUUGUCAAGCCCAGAGAACCUAAGAAAUUUCUAGACUGGGACACUCUUCCUAUCACAUUCCACAAAUCUGGAAUGAAAAGGAGAGGUUCUGCUUUGUGGUUGUACUGUUACCGUGACUCGGUCCCUCUCUUAAAGUAGUACGUGUCGCGUUCAGUGUGACGUUGCGCUGGACUGAUUGGGGAGCGAAAGAGAUGGAACAGCUUUUUUAUAGCGGUGUACUUUUCAGAAAACAGCAUUUUUACAAACCGCGAUGGAAGCAGCCAAUCAUGAGCUACUUGGAGCCCAGAGAUCAUUAGAGGGAUUAUUGAUUGAUUGGCCUUGCUGUGAUUCUUUGGCAUCAGGGAACUAGUCAAACUAAUUUCAGUGAAGUGGAAAAAGAGUGUUAAACCAGUUAGGUCACUUGACCCCUAAGUUAAUUUAAAUUGCUUUUUAACAGUUUAAAAGUUAUAAUGAUUAACAGGAACUAUUUGCAUAUGACCCUGUUGUGAAGGUGAUUUGAGCUUUUAUAGCAUUUUUAGCUUUUCAGACCAUCCUAGAUUGCCAAAACAGUUUUCUUUUAAUUCAGCAUAAUUGAACCUUUUGCUCAUUAAAUAUAAACUGCUAAAAUGUUUCUGGAAAGUUUGAAGGAGCCUUUCUUUUAGUAGGAAAUUAUCAAAGAUAGAAUUAUAAAUGUUUAAAGGCAUUCCCAGCUGAGGUGAGAAUUAAAAUUUGUAGGAGUUUUAAGUACUCCUAAACCAUUAUUUCAUUCCAUAGUUUUUAUGGCUAAAUGCUAAUGGAUUCAGAAAAGUUUCAGGAGAUCAAACUUCAAAACAAUUGGAGCUUUACAAAUACACUUUAGAGAAUUAAAUUGGUUGACCUUCUUGAAUCAUGACCCAAAUCAUGGUUUAUGAAUUUUUAGGACUCCUCGGCUUUUAUCCAGCUUUUAAAGAUGAAAAGCAAUUUAAUUACUUGAUUAAGUAUCAGUAGCUUUGUGCUACAAAAUAUGCAAGAGAAACUUUGUUGAAAAUGUUCAGAGUCUACAAAAUCUAUCUUUUAAAAACAAAAUUCAUUGCAUUUUCAUGUGAAUGGAUUGAAAUUUAUGCACACUGAAUUUUUCUACCAUUUUAAAAAAAAACACAUUUAUUGGGUGCUAACUGGAUGCAGUUGAUUGUAUACAGUAAAAUAACUUUUCAGUGUUUCUUUUGUAUGGCUAUUAAAACAAAUAACCUUUU